AUGGGGACGAAAAGCUCGGCACAAAUUCCAGAACAAUCUACAGUUGUGGAUGUGGGGGAGGCGGCAAAGAAAAAAACAAUCAAGAGAAUACUGGAGGCAUGGAAGGUCAACAGCAUUGACGACAUUCUUCCCGGGUAUAUGAAAUCCGACCUACUUGGACAAACCGCGAUCAUUCACUUGAGGAUCAUCUCUAACAAAGUCAACCUUACCGUUGCCAGAGCACUCUUAACUUCAGAGUGCGGAGGUGGACAAGUGACAUUCAAAACUUUGAAAAGAAUCAACCAAAAGCUCUCUGAGACAGCUGAUAUGGAGGAAGCAAAACCUGUCAGUAAAACGAAGUCUCACCCAAGCUCUGCAUCAAAACUACCUCGAACUGGAACUCCUUUAUCAAAGAAAGGAACCUCGAAGCACAAGGUUAUGAGCCCAGAAGUCUUCGCAACCCGUCGACCAAAACAGAGCAACAAAGAGGCUACUUUAGGAACUUCUUCCGGAGAAUCGCCUGAAAAGUCAAUUUUUAUCGCGGAGUAUACUGAAGUAUGCAAGGAAGACCCUAAUAUUCAAUCUCGCACGCCUACUAAGAGUAGGGGCGACGCUACAAGAUAUCUCACUGGAGCUAGUAAAACCGAAAUCAAUCAUGCCAUUUCGAAUUCCGUGCCGAGUAGGAAACGUUCUACACAGGUAGAUGUUUCUCACAACACACACAAGAAUGCAGAAAACACACCCACUACAAAUAUCAAGACGACUGCUACGCCUGCGGAUAAGAGACUUUUGAGAGACUUAUUUGGAACUAGCAGCCCAGCGACAGCUUUGUCCCCAGACUCUACUCCAAGCAAAUCGUCCACCUCGAAUAGUGUACUGAGCAAAGAGUUACCUGGAUCAGGCGAGACUGAAAAAGUCACUUCUUUUGAUCUCGACAAAGUUACUAGUGACCAGACGGCUGGAAUGGUAGAGACUAUAAGCACCGCAAAGACUGUCGGCACAGUAAAGACGGAUUCGACGCCAAAACCCACGACGAGCGCUGUUCCUGAGGCUAACGCUCAAAUCUCGAACAUACUAGAAAAUGAAGAUACGAAUACUGCCCUAAACCAAGAGAAUAAAGGAUUGUCCAAGCUCCCUAAAGAGACCGAGAAAGGUAUAAACCAUGAAGUAGAAGACGCCCCUAAUAGCCUCAGCCUGGACCCGUACGAAUCAGGCUUCAAUCUUCUCAACCAAAGAAUGGCAGAAUAUUGCGCUCAGAAUCCUACACCUGACUGUACAAAGCAAGAACAUUCAGUCAAGAUUCCUCAACCAGCAGAGGAUGCCACCGAUACCAUCACAGUAAACCCAGAGCUUUUUAUACCUCAAAAACGGAAAUCAACGAGUCCGCCACCGAGCGACCGUAAGGCCAAGGUCCCACGUACCGAGUUUGUCGUUCCUGAAGCUAAGAUGACGGCUUCACCUUCGCCUAUGAGAACAAGCACAAAGGUUUCAUCUUCCAGUGGAUCUACCAAACAAAUCGAGGAGCAUUCAGAUACCGCCGAGGAUUCAAAGGAGAUUUUGUCUAUCCGUAAAAUGCUUAGCAGCGUCAAUGAAUUACUGAGAACUACCAAGAAGGAAGCUGUUAAAAGCGAACUCAAUAUCGUGUUGUCUGCUACGAGUAGACAUCUUGAAGUCGACAUCAAUAGUAUACUCAAGAAACACGGUAUCCUCAUAAGAAAACAAAAGAAGCUCGUCUUGUAG
Glarea lozoyensis ATCC 20868 is the source of this 1719-nucleotide messenger RNA. RefSeq lists its product as uncharacterized. NCBI's taxonomy places the organism in Eukaryota, Fungi, Ascomycota, Leotiomycetes, Helotiales, Helotiaceae. The record is from RefSeq and is a predicted model, not a curated record. The transcript has 4 exons. The coding region runs from base 1 to 1719 and encodes 572 amino acids.